CUUCAUGUCAAUUGUCAAGUCAGCUCGAUUGUCAGUACCCACGCAGGCGCCCGGGCAUGCAACAAUGGACGCGGUGAUUAGGAGGCGAGGCGCCUAUGUGUGCCGCAGCUGCACCCAGACCCUCCAGAGGCGGUUGCGGCGGGCGUACUCGAGCACGGCGGCGCAGCAACCCGACAUUUACGAUGUGGUCUGCGUCGGGGGAGGCCCCGCGGGGCUCAGUCUGCUGACGGCGCUGCGCGCGAAUCCCGUCACGGCACACCUCCGGAUCGCCCUCGUCGAAGCCCAGGACCUGGCCAAGACCAGAUCGUGGAAGCUGCCCCCCAACAAAUUCUCGAACCGGUGCAGCUCCCUGACGCCCUCGUCCGUUCAGUUUCUCGAGGAGAUUGGCGCUUGGAAACACUUGGAGCGAGACCGGGUCCAGGCGUACCAGGAGAUGCAGGUGUGGGAUGGCGUGACGGGUGCGCGCAUCGAGUUCGACUGGGCCCCGGGCACGGCCUCUGCUGCCGGGACCACCAUCGCGUAUAUGAACGAAAACUUGAACCUGACAUCCGGUCUCCUGAAGCGGAUCGAGGAGCUAGGCGGCGUGUCCGUGUUCGACAAGGCAAAGGUCGAGAGCAUAGCCUACGCGGAGGAGACCGACGAGUUGGAUCUGCGGGAGUGGCCCGUUGUCCGCUUGUCCGGGGGCAAGCAGCUGGCUGCGCGACUCCUGGUCGGCGCUGACGGAGCCAACAGCCCUGUGCGCUCCUUUGCCGGCAUCGAGGCUCGCGGCUGGGACUACAACCGCCACGGCGUCGUGGCUACUCUCGAGAUGGAAGGGGAGGGCUGGGGCGGACGAGAGACCAAGAUCGCCUAUCAGCGCUUCCUCCCCACCGGUCCCGUCGCUAUGCUCCCCCUCCCGGGCAACUACUCCACUCUGGUCUGGUCGACAACCCCCAGCAACGCGUCCCUCUUGAAGAGCCUCUCGGCCGAGGACUUCGUCGCCAUGGUGAACGCCGCCUUUCGGCUGAGCCCUGCGGAUCUCGAAUACAUGCACACGCAGGAUUCGGGCCAGGCGGACGAGUACUCGUGGAGGCUGGAGCACACCCCGUUCGACCAUCGGGCCGUUCCCCAGACGGUCGUGGGCGUUCAGGAGGGCACCGUCGCCUCGUUCCCCCUGAAGAUGCGGCACGCCGACACCUACAUUGCCGAGCGCGUCGCCCUCAUCGGCGAUGCAGCCCACACGAUCCACCCCCUCGCGGGCCAGGGCUUGAACCAGGGACAGGGCGACGUGCAGAGCCUCGCCAAGACGAUCCAGUACGCGGUCAGCCAUGGCCAGGAUAUCGGCGUCACCAUGUCGCUCGAGCCGUACGUCUCCGAGCGCUAUGCGGCGAACCAUGUGCUUCUAGGGGUCUGCGAUAAGCUGCACAAGCUCUACUCGGUUGGCAGCGGCCCUCUGGUGCCCCUCAGGUCGAUUGGCCUGAGUGCCGUCAACGCCCUUGGGCCGCUCAAGACCUUCCUCAUGAACCAGGCGGCUGGAAACGGUAUCAAGGUCUUCUGACCGCCGGGGUUUUACCAAGAGUUCACAUGCCGCGUGGACUUGUCACACUUCCAGACAGCCCAGCCCCCGUUGUACAAAUAUGUUUGCCACCAUGUAUCAUACCUCUCCUGUAAGAUGUUGGACUUUUUCGAGUUGAGAUGCAGGGCAGUUCUUUAAACCCAGUCAUCAAACAUUAGUUACGAGGCAGAUGGGCACGGCUCGUUACGGGUUACGGGCCCGAGCCCUUCCUGCUACUGCAGACAGGCGCAAUAUCAUCUUCCUUUGGUCAG
Thermothelomyces thermophilus ATCC 42464 is the source of this 1806-nucleotide messenger RNA. RefSeq lists its product as uncharacterized. Lineage: Eukaryota; Fungi; Ascomycota; Sordariomycetes; Sordariales; Chaetomiaceae. The coding region runs from base 65 to 1537 and encodes 490 amino acids. Gene Ontology annotation, biological process: ubiquinone biosynthetic process. The record is from RefSeq and is a predicted model, not a curated record. The transcript is spliced from 2 exons. Gene Ontology annotation, cellular component: mitochondrion. Gene Ontology annotation, molecular function: oxidoreductase activity, acting on paired donors, with incorporation or reduction of molecular oxygen, NAD(P)H as one donor, and incorporation of one atom of oxygen; FAD binding; 2-octaprenyl-6-methoxyphenol hydroxylase activity.